UUGGUCUUCCAUGCGAAAUUGCGAAUCGGUUUUAUUGAUUUAUUUUUACAAAACCGAAAACUCAAUAUAUUUUUCUUUUUAUCGUUUAUUAUGGAUAGAAUACUUCGGCUAGGAGCUGGUGGUUUACCUGGUGUCGGUCAAGCUCCAUCAACGGAUGCUCCUAUCGUUGAUACAGCAGAACAAGUUUACAUAUCAUCUUUGGCCCUACUUAAGAUGUUAAAACAUGGACGUGCUGGAGUACCAAUGGAAGUCAUGGGUUUGAUGUUGGGAGAGUUUGUUGAUGAUUAUACUGUUCGUGUGAUAGAUGUGUUUGCUAUGCCACAAAGUGGAACUGGUGUGAGUGUGGAGGCCGUGGAUCCUGUAUUUCAAGCAAAAAUGUUGGACAUGCUUAGACAGACCGGUCGACCAGAAAUGGUAGUUGGUUGGUAUCAUUCUCAUCCUGGUUUUGGAUGCUGGCUUUCUGGUGUGGAUAUAAAUACCCAACAGAGUUUUGAAGCUUUGUCUGAAAGAGCUGUGGCAGUUGUUGUGGAUCCAAUACAAAGUGUCAAAGGAAAGGUUGUUAUUGAUGCUUUUCGACUAAUCAAUCCUAAUAUGAUGGUGCUGGGACAGGAACCACGUCAGACAACAUCAAAUCUUGGUCAUCUUCAAAAACCUUCAAUACAGGCACUUAUUCAUGGCUUAAACAGACAUUAUUAUUCAAUAUCUAUCAACUAUAGAAAAAAUGAGUUGGAACAAAAGAUGUUACUAAAUCUUCAUAAGAAAUCGUGGAUGGAUGGUUUAGCAUUGCAAGAUUUUAACACUCAUUGCGCAGAAAAUGAGAAAACAGUUAAAGAAAUGCUUCAACUUGCAAAGAAUUAUAAUAAGGCGUUAGAGGAUGAAGAAAAAAUGACACCGGAACAACUAGCAAUAAAGAAUGUAGGAAAGCAAGAUCCAAAACGACAUCUCGAAGAGUCUGUUGAUUCACUGAUGACGUCAAACAUUGUUCAAUGUUUAGGCGCCAUGUUGGAUACAGUGACGUUUUAAAGUGAAAAUUUGUUUAUAGUUCAUCUUACCAAAAAGUAAAAGUUGAAAAUUUGUGUUCAUUGUUGUUUUGAAGUGAUAUACAAAACAUGGGACCAUUACAAUAUGAAUUGUGACAGCAUUUGUAUCAAAAUAUUUGACUUUACUCAUUACUUCUAAACGUUAAUAUAAAACAAGUUUAGUGAAA
This is a messenger RNA of Xenia sp. Carnegie-2017, 1207 nucleotides long. Its product is annotated as 26S proteasome non-ATPase regulatory subunit 14. Gene Ontology annotation, molecular function: metallopeptidase activity; proteasome binding; protein binding. The transcript has 12 exons. The record is from RefSeq and is a predicted model, not a curated record. Gene Ontology annotation, biological process: proteasome-mediated ubiquitin-dependent protein catabolic process; protein deubiquitination. The coding region runs from base 91 to 1023 and encodes 310 amino acids. Gene Ontology annotation, cellular component: proteasome regulatory particle, lid subcomplex. Lineage: Eukaryota; Metazoa; Cnidaria; Anthozoa; Malacalcyonacea; Xeniidae.